AUGUGUGUCAGGUUUAGAGCAUCUAAUGCUGACUAUUGGGACUCGGGUUGGUCACGAGGGCAUCUAUCUAUGGCUGGGGCCCAUAAAGAUGACCAGAAUGCUCAGAAUGACACCUUCCUCUUGAGUGGCAAUAUCGUACCUCAAGACCUUAGUAUGAACGGCUCGGAUUGGCUUCGACUUGAAUAUUUGACAUUGGACUUGGCAAGGGAGCAUGGACCGGACUCUAAUGAUGUCGUUUAUGUGGUCUCUGGUCCGUUGUGGAUGGCAGACUCGCCUGAUGAGAAGCUCACCAAGGAGAUUGGUGCCAAACCCCAUACUAAGGUCCUCAACGAUGGUAGUAAUGGUAAGCCGAAGCGUUAUGUUGUAAAGUAUGAGGUCAUUGGUGACAAUGAACUGGCCGUCCCCACCCACAUGUUCAAGGUUGUUUAUGACACCAAGACUAACUCUUCAGCGGCAUUCAUCAUGCCGAACACGGCCAUUAGAUAUGAGAAAAACCUAAAGCAAUAUCAAGUGCCAAUCGAGAGGGUAGAGAAAGCUACUGGACUUGACUUGUCUGCUAUGAAGAAGGGCACCGAUCUGUGCGGUCCUGAAAGCCGUUGUGUUAUGAAGGGUGGUAGACGGAUAAAUUCGUGGAGGAUCUACGGCAGCAUUCGGGCAAGUGCCAAAGAGAAGGAGACUUUCGUGAGGAGGGUCAAGCGAGCGAUAAAUCAUAAUUAUCUGACUGAUGAUAACUUCCUUUUGACGAAGAUGAUUAGGGAGGAGAUGGUUGCCCACCAAGGUGUCACCGACCCGGUGGAGUUACUCGGACCAGGAGAAUAUGCUGAUAAACUACAGGAGGCUUUCGAUAGACUAGACGCUCGAGAUGCCGAGAGGAAGAAGAAGACUAUGAAGGAGUCUGCUUAA
Molecule: messenger RNA, 903 nt
Organism: Perkinsus marinus ATCC 50983
Lineage: Eukaryota; Perkinsozoa; Perkinsida; Perkinsidae
Exons: 4
Coding region: 1-903 (300 amino acids)
Biological process (GO): apoptotic DNA fragmentation
Cellular component (GO): nucleus; mitochondrial inner membrane
Molecular function (GO): metal ion binding; RNA endonuclease activity; single-stranded DNA endonuclease activity
Source: RefSeq, a predicted model, not a curated record